AUGGUCGGUCGAAGCUGGGCUUCUAACAAGGAUGAAAUCUAUGUACUUGAGAAGGGAAAGCAUGGUGUAGCUGGCAUUAGCGGGGCGGAUGGUAAAGGAGGAGAGACAACUGAACGGAUAGAGUGGGCGCGGAAAGAGAGCGGAUGGGCGGAAGUGGAGGGGGAAUUGCUGCGGAAUGGGGAAAAUUUCGACAGCCGCAGGGAUUCGGAGGAAGCGGAACGAGUGGGGGAGUUAUCACAAGAGGGAAAGGGGGAGAUGGCGGGAAGCGAGAAUGGGGAAGAUGGCGGAUCUGCGGAAAGGGAAGGGAGAGAAGCGGGGCGGAGAACGAGGGAGGGACGGCGACGGGGGACGACGAGAGAGGAGGGGGGAAGGGAGGUGACGGGUCGGGGGGGCGCGCGGAGCGACGAGACGGCGGAAGAAGGGUUUGCGGACGCGAAGAUGCGCGGAAAUAACGAGGGCACUUUAGAGAGCAGCGACGAGAGUAGCGAGGAGAGAGGCGACGAGAGAAGCGUGGCAGAGUCGAGAGAAUCCGAAGAGACGAAGGAGAACGGGAAAAAACGGAGGAAGGGGAAGAAGAAGCGGCAGAGGCGAUGUCGGGAACUCGGUGUGCCCUGCUCCUCGCGUAUGUCGAAGAAGGAUCGAGUGAAGCAGUCGCUCGAGGCGCUGACCCUCCCGAUUGGCGGGCGGAUUCUUUCGCCGUUAGAUUCGCCGGAGAUUCAGAAGCUGUUGGAGCCGCGGGGUAGGGUGUUGCUGCCGGGAAGCGGCCGUUCGAAGUGCGCCGUCCGCUUUACCCCCCUGCAGGGCUUUCUAGAGGAGGCGGAGAAAUGGCAUGCGGAGCUGGGGAGGCGGAUCGGGGGAGGAGAUGGGCGGGAGGCGGAAGGAGCAGACAGCGGAGCGGAAGGAGAAGCGGAAGGUGGGGCACGCGUGGAAGCAGAGGGGGGAGCGGCAGGCGGGAAAGCAGCGGAGGAAGGUUCGUUGCGGUUUCCUGUGCGGGUGGUGACGGGGCGAGUGAGGACAAGGCGGCUAGUGGGCGACGAUGACACGGCGCUGAUCGUGCGGGCAGUGAACUACGGCUUUGCUGCAUGCGAGUUCAGCCCUUUCCACUCGAAGCCGCGCCACGAGAAGGACCACCCCAUUCCCAGCAACCACAGCGCCAUACAGCACCGGCCAGAGCUGCUGGCACUGGCAGCAGAGAUGGGUGGGGCGAUGGGUGGGGGGGAGUAUGACGCAGUGCAUGUGCGGCGAGGGGACAAGCUCAACCCCAACAUGUGGCCUCACCUCGACCGCGACACACGACCCCCUGCUUCCCGUCUUUUCCUGCUCUCUGCAACCCUACUGCCUCUCUACUCCUGGCCCUUGAAGAAACUUCCCGAGGUCAUUGCACCUGGACGCACUCUCCUCCUUGACACUCACUUCUCCCCACCCAUUUCCCUCCUUUCCCCUCUUCCCCAUUGCUCUUGA
Molecule: messenger RNA, 1461 nt
Organism: Closterium sp. Naga37s-1
Lineage: Eukaryota; Viridiplantae; Streptophyta; Zygnematophyceae; Desmidiales; Closteriaceae
Source: the annotation of a GenBank genome assembly